UUAAAAGGUUAGGGGCAAGUUAGUCCAUUUGGCCUGCCUCACUGUUCUUUUCCUAAACUUCGCCAGCCCUUUAAAAGACCAGAAAAGCGGGAGAAGCAGAAAUAGACUGCAGUCACAGACCACUAAGCCAGAGGGAAAAAGAAAGAAAGAGGAAUGUAGAGAGAAUCAGAAACAGAAAAAAAAAAAUGGAGACAAUUGUUAAGAUGGGAUUUAAAUGGGGAGAUAGAUAAAGAAAACAGAGGAUAACUAGUUGAAAUAUAGAGGGAAAAGUUUUUUUAUUUCUUCCUUUUUAAUGAUGACUGGAAUCAUGGCAGAGCAAAAUCUAGAGGAGCGAAUUGGGAAACAAAUGGGUUGCAUGGCUGGUUUUCUUCAGAUCUUUGAUCGUCAACAGCUUCCCACCGGCAAACGCCUUUACUCCACCAAGCGCCUCCCUCCUUCGCCGUCGAGUGAAACGACGUCGGAGGAAGAGAAGGCCGUUGAGUCGCCAUUUACAAAGGGAGAAUUAGAGGAGCAGACGCAAGGACGAUUAGCACCAUCACCGGACCGUUUCAAGGAAUCUCCUGGAGCAUUUGAGCUCCGGUCCCAAGCACCGGAGCCUUCUACUCCGACGGGAAACCAGAACAAGGCAUCCCUUCCGUUCCCCAUUUUCCAAUUCAAAGAAGGCAGUACGAGGUCACCAUUUAAAUUUUCCAAAGAAGCUCCGAGGCUCUCUCUCGAUAGCAGAGCCGUCGUUGAUGCUAAAGGAAGCCUCAAACCCUCUGAGAUCCGUACGAACCAAUGCAAAACCAACAGUGAAGAGAAUGGAGUAGAUGAUAACGACAAACAACGACGGUCCCCUAGCGUAAUCGCGAGGCUCAUGGGACUCGGAUCAUUACCAAAUUCAGAUCCCGAACCAAAUGGCAAAGCGGAGCUCCGAAGGUCCGCAUCGGAAGCCAGAGGCAGAGAUCUAUUUCAGUACCGUUUUAUUGAUGGAGUUAAUUUCCAUUUGAAAGAGAGCCAGCUACCAAAUUUCCAAAACGACGAGAUUUCGAGCAAUGCAUUGAGAGAAAAUGGCGGCAAACAAGAGCAUUUAAUGAAUAACAGAUCACAAAGCUCAAGAAAUGUGAAAACUGAACCGAUGAAAGCUGCGGUUCGAGGAAUAGGCCAAAGGAAAUGUUUCUACGACUCGGCCGAUUUUUUUCCCGAGCCAAAGCAACCAGUUUCCAUCUACGGAGAGAUUGAGAAACGACUUAAACUCAGAGGAAUCGAUGAACCAUCGAAAGAUCUCGAGACUCUUAAGCAAAUCCUCGAAGCCUUGCAACUCAAAGGCCUCUUACACAACAAGAAACCUCUAAGCCAAACGAAUAACAGGAACUUUGUUUAUGAAAAUGAACCAUCUCCGAUUACCGUUAUCAAACCGGGAAGAUCACCAGCUUCCCCGGGCAGAAGGAUUGGCAACGAAACACCUUCUUCCAGUAAUAGACCAUGGCCUAGACCUCGCCGGAACUUGAAUAUCGAGGUCCCGCCGACAAAGAGUCCUAGAAAUGAUCGGUCGGAGAAUGAACGGAACCAAAGGAAGAAUAAGGGUUCAAUAUCUCCUACGAGGAGUGAGUGGGGCGUGAGGAGUCCUAGCAGAAGGCCGUUGAGCGUUGAAACGCAGAGUAGAGGGAAUGGUAGUGUGGAGCAGAGAAGAGUAUCUCCGAUUCAGUCCCCUCGUGUUAAUUUGAGAAAAGCCAGAUUGGAUCAGACGAGUAAUAGUUCACCGAGAAACAGGAAAUCAAAGACUGGGAUUUAUCAGAAAGAAAAGAAGGUAAUAUUUGUUCCAGCGGAAGAUGAAACAUCCACUGUUUCAGAGAGUAGCUUUAGCACAUGUUCUCAAACUGACACCGAGAGAUCGAGGGCGGUGGAGGAAUACAAGGAAGGAAGGAGCCUCUUGGAAAGGUGCGAUAAGCUUCUUCACAGCAUAGCAGAGAUGACCGCUUCAACCGAGUUGGAGCCGAGUCCUGUUUCGGUACUUGACUCGUCGUUUUACAAGGAGGAAAUGUCUGUUUCCCCUGUUAAGAAACAAAGCAUCGAUUUCAAAGAAGACGACACAUGGAACUCGUCCGACGAAUCCAAGUCCGAUGAUAAAUCAGACGUCUCUGAUUUCAUCUACAUUUCCGAUAUCUUGAGGGCAUCCAAUUACCUGCCAGAUGACUCUGAUGUGUUUUCGUUGCUGGAGAAGCAGCAGCUUCUGAAAGGUAAAGACACCUCCAAAGCCUCUCGACACCGAAGGAAGCUUAUAUUCGACAUCAUCAAUGAAAUCCUCAACCGAAAGAGACGGCUACCGGCAUGGAAGCUCAUCGACUCUACGAAUUCAGGGCCGGGAGAGACGUCGUUGCGGCAAAUCUGGUCCGAAUUCCAGAAGAUUAGAGAGCGGGACUCGUCGGAUGACUUGUUCGAGGUCAUUUGUGGUGUGUUGAGAAAAGAUCUUGCAGUGGAUUCCAUUAACGGCUGGGGAGAUCAACCCGUAGAGAUGUCGGAAUCAAUCCUUGAUAUCGAGCGUCUGAUAUUCAAAGACCUGAUCGUCGAAACCAUCCAAGAUCUUGCUGUUUUUUCUGGGAGAAGUCACGAAAUCUCAGCACUUCGGAGGAAGUUGGCUUUCUUGUAGCUCAUUGUAUUUUUCGCGGCUAUAUUUUGAUUUUUUAAAGCAAAUUGGUAGAUG
This is a messenger RNA of Hibiscus syriacus, 2683 nucleotides long. RefSeq names its product protein LONGIFOLIA 2-like. NCBI's taxonomy places the organism in Eukaryota, Viridiplantae, Streptophyta, Magnoliopsida, Malvales, Malvaceae. The transcript has 5 exons. The record is from RefSeq and is a predicted model, not a curated record. Gene Ontology annotation, biological process: regulation of monopolar cell growth. The coding region runs from base 293 to 2629 and encodes 778 amino acids.